Molecule: messenger RNA, 3371 nt
Organism: Lytechinus variegatus (green sea urchin)
Lineage: Eukaryota; Metazoa; Echinodermata; Echinoidea; Temnopleuroida; Toxopneustidae
Gene: rhou
Product: cell division control protein 42 homolog
Exons: 3
Coding region: 385-1251 (288 amino acids)
Biological process (GO): small GTPase-mediated signal transduction
Molecular function (GO): GTPase activity; GTP binding
Source: RefSeq, a predicted model, not a curated record
UCGAUCAGCUGAUAGGUUGAUCAUUUGGAGAAGCACCAGCAUCGCAAUAGUACGUCGCUCUAAGAAUAUGAGUGACUUGGAUAUUUCAUGGAAUAUUUCAAAGUUAAAUUACGGUAAAUAGAUCCGAGACACGCAAGGCCGAGGUAGUUCGAGCUAGCUGACAACACAAAAAUUACGGCCAUCAAUUCAGGGACUGAUUCCAAAUUUAACUUUCGACAAAACCAGAGUGCAUUCUAUUCCAAUUUUCUAUCUAUCGUCGAGAAGUCCAGCUCCAAAAAGUUUAUGUCAGAGAUCGAGGACGCCUAACAUUGAUUUAUAAAAGUUGUUUUCAUUAAUGUUUGGAUUACAAAGAAGACACUUCUCAUUCCACAUGUCGAAGUCUCGAUGGUGCUAGCUGGUUUUUCAAAGGAAUACCGGGACGUUGGCUCUUUACACGACCAAGUAGGACAGAACGAGGAAGGUGCCGCAAUGCCACCGAAUGUUCAACCCAGAGCUUCGGCUACACACCCACCGAGCACACCGAGUAGUUUAGUACUGCGGGCCGAUUCGGAUGAAGAUCUUAUUCAGUGUGAUACCAAACUCAAAUGUGUUCUUGUUGGGGAUGGGGCAGUUGGAAAGACAAGUCUUGUUGUGAGCUACACAACAAAUGGGUAUCCAGUACAGUAUGUUCCUACAGCAUUUGAUAACUAUUCAGUUGUCAUAAGAGUUGAUGAAAAACCAAUCAAACUUCAAAUAUGUGAUACUGCUGGGCAGGAUGAUUUUGAUUCUCUGAGGCCCCUGUGCUAUCCUCAAACAGACGUCUUCCUGCUGUGCUUCAGCGUUGUCUCACCCACCUCAUUCCAUAAUGUCUUGGAGAAAUGGCUACCAGAGCUCAGACGUCACAACCCAAAGACUCCUAUCCUGCUGAUUGGAACACAGUGUGAUCUCCGUACAGAUGUUAACAUUCUCAUAGACCUUUCAAAACAUCAGGAACGUCCCAUCUGUGAAGAGGAGGCAUCCAUGCGUGCAAGUCGUAUCAAUGCUGUGGGUUAUAUUGAAUGCUCUGCUCUUACCCAGCACAAUCUCAAGGAAGUUUUUGAUGCUGUGAUAUUAACUGGACUAGAGUACACUAAACCACCUAAAUCAUCAAAAAGCCUGAGACGGAGAUUGAGUCGAAAAGAAAAAAUCCCACCUCCACCCAAGAGAGCACAGGACACAAAACCUAAAAAGAAAGGAACGAUCUGGAAAAAGCUCUGUUGUAUCCCAACAUGAGACCUGUUGUGAGUGUCCUCUUUCAAUGGAACAUUCAAGACUGUUCAUUACAGAAAAACGAACAUGCCAAAGCCGUAACUCAUUCUGCAAUUGUUAAUGUGAAUGUUUGAUGCUAAUUUAAUAUAUUUGUCGUCAUGCUGUGCAGAUGAAUACGCGGCCGAUUUUCUUUAUUGAUGUUGCAAUAUGUAAAGCACUAAAAUGAUGUUUUAAUAACAGAAAUGUAGCAAAGUACAGUUGUUUGCUUCCCCUGCUGUAUGCCUCUGUGGUUAGUCCAAACAUAGAGCUAUAGCUCUAUGGUCCAAAACAUUUUGUUGUAAAUGACUGCUGCUUGUUCAAAGGUACCUGGGAAAAUCUGGUUCUGUCUCAACAUCGGUAUGAUUUUGCAAAACUUGUGAGACCACAACAAAGAGUACUAUUAACUACAUGUUUUCAUGAAUUAAAUGGUCUAAGUUUUUAUUGUUUUGGCUUUCUUCUAUAUAUGUUUCGGCAAGAAUGCCAUGUUCUUUUAAUAUCAUCAGUUGUACUGAAAUAAUUACUCAUACAUGUACUCUAGAUUUUAAGUUGCCCUUACAGUCUGAUUUUGAUGGUCUAUUUAGGGCCCUGUUCCAUAAAGAAAUGUAAUCAAUAUUGUAGCUUUUUUUUCCAUGGUUUUCAUUGACAUAAAAUAACUAAAAUUAUUUUUACAGGGAACCAGAACACCACAUACAUGUAUGUGCUCAAACAUCAAUACAAACAAUUACUGUAAUUUUUUAAAUCAAACUGUAGCAACUGGUGUGAAACUAUAUGACGUUAAUAAUUAUCAGAAUUCCUAAUUCGGGAAAAAUUGUCGCACAUGUAUUUGUUUUUUAUUUUAAUUCAUGUUAUGUUUCUUGCUCUGUUGUAUAUAUUUAAGAGAUUAUUUGAAAUUAUAUAUCUUUAUAAAGAGGACCACAUGUUUGCAUAAAUCAUCUUAAAUGAAAAAUAAAAAAAAACAAUUCAGAUGCUCAGAACAAGUAAUACACUGUAUGGUAUUGCUUUCAAAUAUUAGUGCAACUGAGCAAACUUCUGCGUCAUGGCAUUGAUGUUACAUGUACUUCUAGUCAAAUGAGGAAUUUCACUAGUAACAUUAGUAUGUACUUCCUAAUAUACUAUUAUGGAAAAUUUUGAUAUGCUUUUGAUGAGGUUACUACCAGUGAAGCUUCAACAGCGAAUGGAAUUAUAAUACAAAAAAAUAUUAAGUGUAUAAUACCAAAAUUUUGAGUAUUAAGUUUAUACUACCAUAAUUUUUACCCCAUUUGGCACAAUCAGAAUAACUUAACGGAUUAUGAAAUAAUCAGUCUGUAUUGAUUUUAAUUUUUGUUCUCAAUCAUAUAUAUGUAAAAUUGUACACCACCAUAAAGUUUCAAGGAUGGUUGUUCAUUUUCUUCUACACACUUUUAUUUUGAGCUCAGAUUUAAUCACUUCCCAUGCUCUCCGAUAUUCAGUUAUAUCACAAUUUUUUUCGGGCAAUAGAUAGUAAGACAGAUAUUGGUGAUGAGCUCAUUCCUUCUACAAUCAUUUAAACAUCACACAAGGUUACACAACAAUCUUUCCUUUAUUUCUCAAGUGAUUGUAGACAAUAGCUCCCCCUACCUGGAUAGGGUCAUUGUUCACAUUGUUGGUAUUUUAACAUCAAACUAUGGAGGGUUGAGGUUUUCCUUUUUCCAUGCAUAGCCACCCACCAUUUAUAGGUUGUAUGAAUUUGUAGACCACCCAGUUAAAACAUGGAGCUCAUGAUUAAAAGUAAAAUGAACAAAAAAUGAACUUCUGAAUUAGGAACUUGGAAAAGAAAAAAAUCUGAAAUUAUCCUAUCUGUCUCUCCUUUCGAAAUAAAGUUGAUCCCAUAUUUCCUGUCACAUUUUGAUAAAUAUACUUUGAGAUCAAGUUUGUUUGAACCUGUGACAGUGAGUAAUGGUUUUUGCACAAUAUGAAAUAAAGAACAUGGCAUAUACUUUACAUGCAUGUUCUCUCCCCUCCCUAACAAGACUUCAGAAGGUUGAUGUUGGUAUCUCUGUAAUAGCUCCAUGUUGGUAUCAUUGUUCCGCUAAGACUACAGAGCGUUUUUAUUGACUAUCAAAUAAAACUGAAUUGGAUUUAUUGCA